Messenger RNA from Triplophysa rosa, 2955 nucleotides. Its product is annotated as protocadherin gamma-A12-like. Gene Ontology annotation, biological process: homophilic cell-cell adhesion. The record is from RefSeq and is a predicted model, not a curated record. The transcript has a single exon. Gene Ontology annotation, cellular component: plasma membrane. Lineage: Eukaryota; Metazoa; Chordata; Actinopteri; Cypriniformes; Nemacheilidae. Gene Ontology annotation, molecular function: calcium ion binding. Bases 156 to 2609 code for a protein of 817 amino acids.
AAGCUGGCUAGCCGUUUUUAUUCAGAGCUGUUUGCGAGAGGCACCGAGGUUUACUGUGCAUUCUGAAUUAUAUUAUUAUUAUUCCCCACAGUAUAUUGGACUAUAAGACAAACGAACAUAGUUGGUUGGAUUUACUGUUUGUUAAUAUUUUUAUUAUGAUGCAACGGGCCUGUUGGAUGAUAGAAUCGCUUCGUUCCUUGCGAUGGAAAAUGCUGUGGCAGUUAUCAAUAUUUUUGUCUUGUUAUUGUUGCACUGCAAACGGACAUAUUCGAUAUUCGAUUCCAGAGGAGAUGAAGAAGGGCUCACUCAUCGGUAAUGUAGCACAAGAUCUGGGGCUUGAUUUAAAAAGGCUUCGAGCGGGUCGAGCGCGUAUCGUGACCGGAGACAGCACUCAGUACGCAGAGCUUAAAACAGACAAAGGGAUUCUGGUUGUGAGAGAGAGAAUAGACCGAGAGCAGCUUUGUGGUGACACCACACCAUGCAGCUUCAGCUUUGAGAUCAUUCUAGAGAAUCCAAUGGAACUGCACCCGGUAACUAUUGAAAUGUUGGAUGAAAAUGAUCACGCGCCGUCGUUUCAGAACAAAGAGUUAAAAUUUGAAAUAAGUGAAUCCGCAGCCCUGGGCUCGCGCUUUCUGCUGGAGAGCGCAGAUGAUCACGAUGUAGGGCUGAACUCGCUGCAGAACUACAUUUUGUCGCCGAAUAAUAAUUUUGCUUUAAAGCAACACUCAAAUCCAGACGGAAGUAAAUAUGCAGAGAUGGUUUUACAGAAAGCGUUAGACAGAGAAGAGCAUCCUAAUUUAUUACUUAAAUUAAUCGCUGUAGAUGGCGGAAACCCGCAGAGGUCUGGUUCUGUUAAUAUAGAUAUUACCGUGUUAGAUGUGAACGACAACGCACCGCAGUUUAACCAGUCGGUCUAUAGAGCAUCAAUAAUGGAAAAUGCACCGAGGGGCUCGUAUAUUACUACCGUUAAUGCCACCGAUGCAGAUGCAGGUUCGAAUGGACGAAUAACGUUCAAUUUCUAUAAGCAGAAAGGAACCGCUGCGCAACUAUUCAAUAUUGACAGCGACACUGGUGUCGUUUCUGUUGUCGGGACAAUUGAUCAUGAAAAAGAUACUAAAUUUGAAGUUACAGUCGAGGCACGGGAUCAGGGUGGUUUGACUGAUUCGAGUAAAAUUGUGUUAGAAGUCAUUGAUGUAAAUGACAAUGCACCUGUCAUCAAUAUAAUGUCUUUUUCAAGCACGGUGUCCGAAGAUGCCCCACCCGACACCACAAUCGCAAUAAUUAAUGUUAAGGAUUCAGACACUGAUGAUAAUGGCAAAGUCCGCUGUUUUAUCGAAGGAUCCGAAGAUUUUACAAUAAAAUCCACUUUAAGAAAUUAUUACUCAUUGGUCACAAAUGUUAUUUUAGAUCGAGAAAAGGUUCCAGAGUACAACAUCACUGUCUCCGCCUCUGACUCCGGGCGGCCUCCUCUAAUAAGCCGAAAAACAUUACAUCUAAAAGUAACUGAUGUAAAUGAUAAUGCUCCAGUUUUUCAGGACAGUGUUUAUAAUUCAUUCUUGCUAGAGAAUAAUUCACCCGGCGUUUCCAUUCUUCAAAUCAAAGCUGAUGACCCAGACGAAAAUCAAAAUGCUCGAAUAUCUUAUAUUCUAGAAGAAGGUGAUCUGAUCGGUUCUCCUGUGGGAACGUACGUUUCUGUUAACGCGGAAAGUGGUGUUGUACACGCAGUGCGCUCUUUUGAUUACGAACAAAUAAAAAACAUUAAAAUAACUAUAAAAGCGCAGGAUGGCGGCUCUCCUCCACUUUGUAGUAAUGUAACUGUGAACAUUUUCAUCCAAGAUCAGAAUGACAACGCGCCUCAGGUUCUGUAUCCGGUCCAGUCUGGUGGUUCUGUGGUGGCUGAAAUAGUGCCUCGUUCUGCAGAUGUGGGUUAUCUGGUCACUAAAGUGGUCGCUGUUGAUGUGGACUCUGGACAGAAUGCCUGGCUCUCAUAUAAACUGCAGAAAGCCACAGACAGGGCGCUGUUUGAAGUGGGUUUACAGAAUGGAGAAAUAAGAACUGUGCGCCAGGUGACAGAUAAAGAUGCUGUGAAACAAAGACUCGCUGUUGUAGUGGAGGACAACGGACAGCCCUCUCGUUCAGCUACAGUCAAUGUUAACGUGGCGCUGGCGGACAGCUUCCCUGAAGUGCUCUCGGAGUUCACUGACUUUACGCACGACAAGGAAUACAACGACAACCUGACUUUUUAUCUAGUCUUGGCUCUGGCUGUAGUUUCGUUUCUCUUUAUCGUGUCUAUCAUCGCCAUACUGUCAGUCAAGUGCUACAGAUGGAGACGCGAGAGGAUGUUUUACAAAUCUGGAGCGAAUCUUCCAGUCAUUCCAUAUUAUCCACCCCUUUACGCAGACGUAGGGGGCACAGGAACAUUACAGCACGUGUACAAUUAUGAUGUUUGCAGAACCACUGACUCCAGAAAGAGUGAUCUGAAAUACGUCAGACCUUGCAGUGAGAGCAUCAUUAGUCUGGACACCAGCGGAACACAGACACUCACACAUGCGCAGAGAGAGAAAAUGGUUAAUGACGAAUCGUUUGAUCCGGUGAGAUUGAAUGAGUGAUUAUGGUUUUGUCUUUUUACUGUGCUUUUAAUGUUGUUGUUUUUUAGAUUUGUUGUGUUUUUUAAAAGAAAAAAGGAUACAUUUACGGUUGAUCAAUUCACAACGGUUUUGUUUUCCAUGAAUUAAAAUUGUUGCAUAUUUCGUAAAUUAGUAUCCUACAGGAUGACAUUUGGUAACUGAAAUAUUUCGUACACGUUGAACUUAUUUUAGGUAUUUUAAAACAAAUAACUUUAGGUCGCCUAAUUAUUUUUAAUUUACAAGUUUUUAGGAUCGUGGUGUUAGGAUUGGGCUUGAAAUGAUAGCAGACAACUGAAAGAACAAGUGGUAGUAAGAUAGUAAUUGAAGU